Messenger RNA from Mytilus trossulus (common blue mussel), 489 nucleotides. RefSeq lists its product as uncharacterized. Gene Ontology annotation, molecular function: GTP binding; GTPase activity. The transcript has 3 exons. The record is from RefSeq and is a predicted model, not a curated record. Bases 25 to 489 code for a protein of 154 amino acids. NCBI's taxonomy places the organism in Eukaryota, Metazoa, Mollusca, Bivalvia, Mytilida, Mytilidae.
AUUGUUCCAACUGAGAUCAAAUUAAUGGCCGACAAAAGAUCAAUUGAUUUGUACCUCAAACUACUUCAGUCAGGCUAUGAAUUUAAGAGAGAUAUACGUUUAGUAGUUGUUGGGAAAAAAGGUGCUGGAAAGACAACAUUGAUAAGAAGAUUAUUUGGUGAAGACAUUACAGAUGUUACCAGUACAAAUGGAAUAGAAAUUCAUAAAAUUAAAUGCAAAGCAAUGUCUGAUGAUGGCAUAUGGAAUAAACAAGAAGAAAACUAUGAGGAUACUCAAACUCAAGCAAGACUUUUAAAACAGUACGUAGGAAAAAUUCAGGACAAAAAACCAAUUCAAAAACCGGUAGAGUCCCACAUAGCCAUUAAGGACAACACACCUGUCACAUCUGUUGAUGAAUUAAAGAAAUCAGAGACAGCAUCCAAGCUAAUAAUAAAACCUCCAGAAGCAGCUGAACCUCACAAAGGAUUUCGAAACUAUGCUAUCCGCUAA